Messenger RNA from Temnothorax curvispinosus, 3227 nucleotides. RefSeq names its product RNA polymerase II elongation factor Ell-like. Gene Ontology annotation, biological process: transcription elongation by RNA polymerase II; positive regulation of transcription elongation by RNA polymerase II; snRNA transcription by RNA polymerase II. Gene Ontology annotation, cellular component: transcription elongation factor complex. The transcript has 8 exons. The record is from RefSeq and is a predicted model, not a curated record. Gene Ontology annotation, molecular function: cis-regulatory region sequence-specific DNA binding. The annotation marks the transcript as partial. NCBI's taxonomy places the organism in Eukaryota, Metazoa, Arthropoda, Insecta, Hymenoptera, Formicidae.
CAUCUCAGCAUUCCAUCCAUCGACGGAGUGUCCAGAUUCACCUUCAGCAUCUCCAGCAGCCAGGACAUGGAGGGUUCCCAGGGUGGCCUCGAGUGUGCUCAACAGACCGGCCCUAAAAGCCUCGAGAGCCUCGGCACUAUACCGUACAAGAUGCGGAUACAGGCAAACGAUGACGUUUACGAGACCACCAGGCACAGAAUGGCGGUCGCCGAGGAGAAUAACAAGAACAAAUGCACCAGGGUGAUCAAGGCGAACGGUCCAGAUAUCGGACGCAAGGUGAAAGUGAAAGGAACCGGAAGGACAAUACCUCCUCCGUCAUCGUAUGCAAGGCAUCGGGAAUCCACGACGAGCAUUCCAACUUCCGGCAAUAGUCAGCCCAAAGCUUCAACCAACAAGCCGAUCGCUAAUAGUAGUAGUAAUAGUAAUAGUAGUAACCAUCUAGCGGCGGCUCGCAAUCUGGAGAAAAAAAUUUCCGACAUUAUGCGCAGGCCACUUAAGGAAAGACUUAUCCACGUCCUUGCUUUGAGGCCCUACAAGAAGCCCGAACUCUAUGAUCGCAUCAACAAGGAGGGCUUGAGGGACCGAGAGCGAUCCGUCAUGCCGAUGAUCCUGAAGCAAGUGGCUUACAUGCGUGACAACACGUAUCACUUGAACAGGCACAUCUGGAACGACGUGCAGGAGGAUUGGCCUUUCUAUACCGAGCAGGAAAGGACAAUGUUGAGGAGGCGGAAACCUCAGAACCUCACGCCACCUGGCUCGAGCGACGGUGGUUCCAGUGGCAGCGGUCAAUCACCCAAUUCCAUUCAUGCGGGCUCACCGCCGGCCAUCACGGCACCCCCGCCCAAUUUGGUUAGUAAUAAGAGACCAGGAUAUUACCAGGGUAGCGACGGAUUAACGACGAAGAAACCGCGGAUAUCGCAUUAUAGGAGACCCGAACCUAUCUCCUUUAUCCCCGCCGGCGAAAGGGUGUCUGGCAGCGGCAGUUAUAGUAAUAACAGUGGUGUUAGUGCAACCGCCGGUGGCGACCGUAUCGUUAAUCGUAUCACCAGCGUUAAUAGUGGUUGUAGUAGCAGCAAUAGUGGUGGUGGUGGUGGUAGUAAUAGUAACAGCGGCGGUAGCAGUUUUGACGGUUGGGAAUUGAGGCAACAAUCGCAGCGUGAACGCGGCAACAGCAGCCGCGUUGAUUACCGAGCCGAAAGGACAGCAAACAGUGAUAUUCUACGGGGUACUGGAAACAUCUACAGCGAUGUCGCCGUCGUUGCCGCCGUCACCGCGGUGCCAAGCGGUUCCAAUCGAUCAUCGUACUUGACGCCGUUGUCGCCUAGUGAUAGUGAAAGGGGCAACCACGGGCAUGGACACGACGGUGGUGUUAUAGCCAAUGGAAUUGCCGGGGGCAGCUUGAUCGACGUGCACUCUGAUAGGAGAGAUAGGAGCGAUAGGAGUCGAGGUGCGAGAGAAGAGAGAAACAGAGAGAGGGAAUCCAGGAAUAGGAGUAAUGCAGCGAAUGAUGCGGCUAUCUACGGUGAAACUUCUAACAGCGCUCCUACUUAUGUCGAUAACGCCAAUGGUACUGCCACAAUCUCGCUGCCGAUUGAUGAGUUUGAAAGGCUGGGAAGCACCGGACAAUAUCUCGACUACCGCACGGAAUAUACAACGAUAAGCAGCCCGGAACAGAAAAGGCGUUACAAAGAGGAAUUCUACAGCAAUUACGACGAAUAUCGCAGGUUGCACUCCGAAGUACUUGUAGUCGCGAAUCGCUUCAGGCAUUUGUAUCAAUUAUUGCAAAGUCAACAGAAAUCGGGCAAUGUGAUCGAGAGCGAGGAAACCAGGGAACAGAUAUUUUGUGAGUACAAGAAAACUAAGCAGAAUCGAGUGUAUCAGCAGACGAAGGAACGGUUCGACUAUCUGCACAAUAAGCUGAGCCAUAUAAAACGACUGAUCUUAGAAUACGACAGUGAGCACGCCGCCGACAGGAUAUCGACUGCAAAUACCAUUGAUAGUGGUAUAAUUAGCACCACUAACUCCAUGAAUAACGGCAGCAACAACACCGGGGGUAUCAACAAUCGGCAUUACUGACAUAAACUGAAAAAACCGCCUCUUAUUCCUCUCCUCUUCUUCGGUACUGUCAACGUUGCCAUAGAAUCUGCAUUUUCUCGGCAAGUUCUAAGGCUGAUCUUUCACGGUCCACAUGGUUCCUGUGUUCUAUCGCCGAAAAAUCAAGUGACUCUAAAUGGCUCGAAGUUGCGCGAUCUCGUGUACAAUAUUUAUCAUAAAGCAUUUCGCAAUGAUAAAUAUACACCGUACGCGAAAUACUCUUCCUGCGAAUUCUCUUUACGUCUCCGCUGCAAGAGCCAACGAUCGCAACGAUUUCUACGACGGCGACGACCUCGCCGAUUCUCAUCAUCACGGUAAGAUUUGCGCGCCGACUUCGACCAAUUCUAAUACUUGCGUGGUGAAGGCUGACGACAAUCGAGUUACAUUCAAGAGAUAGGCAAACAAGAGAAGAAAUACCCGUGCCUGUGCGAAAAUCCAUAGAGAAAUGGAGAUAAGGGCAUUCUGACGAUCAGCGAAAUAUAAAAUUGUGCGGGGACAUACCGAGAUUUUAAAGCUGGUCCCGUGACGACUGAGGAAGAUAUUGUAAAAAAUCGAAUAGAGAAGGCGCAACGGGAAAAAAGUAGUUAAACUCUGUAAUAAGUUACUUACCGUGCGCACGUCCACAAGUGUCGUCCACUUUAAGAAGUACGUAAAUAAAAGAAAAGAAACAAAAAAAAAUGAUAUGAUUGUGAGAAGAGGGUCCAAGAGAUAAUAAGGCUUACCGCGUGCCACGUCCGGGUUUCUUUUUGUCCGCCGGAAGGAGGAAAGAAAACUGGCUCGCAAGACACAUAUAACAUAUACAUGCGUACAUUUUAUCCAUGAGCUGGCACGAAUCCUCUCGCGCGCGAUUCGUGCGUUGCUCGUCGCAACUUGAGAAAGGACUUGGAAAAAAAAAAUAACGGGUUACCUUCCUAUAUGUGAGAGAGAGACCGUGGUACUUCGUGAUUUUAAGAUUCUUUGUUACUUCUUCGUUCUUUUUUUCCUUCGCUCAUACGUUCUAUAUGAUAGCGUAUUGAUUAUCUAAUAGGUAUGAUCGGUUGACAAGAAAAAACCGAGACACGAUAAGCAGCCUUAAGGGAAAAGAAAAAAGAAGCAAAAGAAAUUGUUCAACCGCGCAAAAUAACAACUCAAGC